Orycteropus afer afer is the source of this 978-nucleotide messenger RNA. RefSeq names its product transmembrane protein 116 (gene TMEM116). NCBI's taxonomy places the organism in Eukaryota, Metazoa, Chordata, Mammalia, Tubulidentata, Orycteropodidae. Gene Ontology annotation, molecular function: G protein-coupled receptor activity. Bases 1 to 978 code for a protein of 325 amino acids. Gene Ontology annotation, cellular component: plasma membrane. The transcript is spliced from 9 exons. Gene Ontology annotation, biological process: adenylate cyclase-activating G protein-coupled receptor signaling pathway. The record is from RefSeq and is a predicted model, not a curated record.
AUGACUUUGGAGGUGGAUCUUGAAAGAGAAGGUAUUCACAAGAAAAGGCCACUCCUUUGUCUGAGCCUCUCUGACCUGCUCCUGGGGAUAUGCUGGCUCAUUGAUGCACUUCUCUAUGGAACUUCAUCAGCCAAUAAGGAUAUAGUCUGCUAUAACCUGCAAGCAGUUGGGCAGAUAUUCUACAUUUUCUCAUUUCUCUACACUGUCAAUUACAUCUGGUACCUGUACACAGAGCUGAGGAUGAAACACAACCAGAGUGGACAGAGCACAUCUCCACUGGUGAUAGACUGUACAUGUCACGUUGGUCAGAUGGCCAUCAUUAUGUCAAGCCUGAUGCCUCUACUAUUGAUGAUACCUGUAUUCUGUCUGGGCAAUACCAGUGAAUGUUUCCGCAACUUCAGCCAGAGUCACAGAUGUAUCCUGAUGCUUUCACCACCAUCAGCCAUGGCUGAACUCCUGCCUUCUGUCAACACUUCUGUCUGUAGUACACUUUAUUUUUAUGGGAUCACCGUUUUCCUGGCCAGCUUUGUUUUCAGCCUCCUCAUCAUUGUGGUCUUACUCAUUCAAGCACAGACACUGUAUAAGAGGUUUGUGAAAUCGACUGGCUUUCUGGGGAGUGAACAGUGGGCAGUGAUUCACAUUCUGGAACAGAGAGUGCGUUUCUACCCAGUGGCCUUCUUUUGCUGCUGGGGCCCAGCUGUCAUUCUGAUGGUCAUAAAGCUGAGCAACUCACAGGACACCAAGCUUCACAUGGCUCUCUAUGUUCUCCAGGCUUUAACAGCAGCAUCCCAGGGGCUGCUCAACUGUGGAGUGUAUGGCUGGACACAGCACAAGUUCCACCAACUAAAGCAAGAGGUUCGGCGUGAUGCAGACACCCAGACACCAUUACUGUGCUCACAGAAGAGAUUCUAUAGCAGAGGGUUAGAACCAUUGGAGUCUACCCUUGCUUGUGCUACCAACACCUCCACUAUUCUUUGA